AUGCGCCCGACUUGGCUCUCAGGUGUUGCCAAGAAAGCUUAUUAUCUCCACCUCGACGAUGUAUUGAAAAACAACACAGCCUCUCAUACUCUAAAAGCGCAGGAAACCCCAGGCGUCCCCCAGCAUCCAAAAUCAAACCGCAACAUGAUAACCUCCUUUGACCCUUCCCCACACAACUGUACCAUCCAUGGCGACCCAACGCUCUACGCACUCCCGGUCCGACUCGCAUUCUACCUCCCCACCCUCUCGGGCAUCCUUGCCGUCUUCUUUGGUGCCAGCACUCAAUUCCGCGCAAACCAACGCGCCAUCUCAGUCAUUUCCCUCGCCAUAUUCAUCCACCUAAUUUCCAACGUGACAUCUAACUCUCUCGCCCUGCUCGAAUGGAUAAUUGUGUACUUCCUCGUUCUCGCGCUGCCAUCCGGCAUUGCUAUGAAUGGAUAUAUAAAGGAGGAUAAGUGGUCCGCAUUACUGCAGUUCACUGUGUUGUUUGCCGGGCUUUGUGCGCUGCCCUGGCUCGCGUGGAAAAAAGCGCAGCAGGGGCGAGAAGGGAAAGAGGAUUGUAGAGUCAGGAUGUUUUUUUAUGCGUAUUUUGAUAUGUACAACAAACGCUGGAUUAAGGCUUUAAAGGGUGUGACAAUCAUCUCAGAAGUGCUUAUCGGCGGGUUUUUAUUGUUCGUGUUUUCGGGGUGGCAGAUUUGGAAGGAGGGGCCGAAGAAGAAGCGGGAAUGGGGUGGGAGGAGAAAUGUCCGAAAUCCGGAGGCAGAAAGAGAAAAGAAAAAGGAGGCGGUGCAGGAAAAACCUCGACGCAGGCUAGCAUGCUGGCUGGUUUUCACUUCGGCACAUCUGAUCGGGUUUGUGGAGAUGAUUAUUCGUGGGAAUAAGAUUGUUAUGGCGGAGUGGAGGUGGUUGGAUACGAAUCAGCUGACACCUUUUUUGGUGGGAUUGUUUACGUUGUUGUCGACGGUUUUUGGUAUUGUGGUGGAUAAACGGCGGAAGAUAAAAGAAAAGAAAACGCAAGACUAUCGGCCGGUGGUUCUGGAGCCGGUUGUAGUGGAAGCGGAAGGUGGGAUUCAGGAGUUUACGGUUGAUGAGAUCCGAGUUGGAACGUUUAAGCGCUUCAUAGUAGAACAUUUGACCAAUACUGAGAACAUACCCAUCAUCUUGCUGCAAGGGGCGAAACUCCUCGACCGGUUAGUUUCAUGGAAUCGAAAACCUGAAACAUGUACAACGAUGAAAAUGCUUUUGUCAGCCAUCCACUAA
Molecule: messenger RNA, 1260 nt
Organism: Lindgomyces ingoldianus
Lineage: Eukaryota; Fungi; Ascomycota; Dothideomycetes; Pleosporales; Lindgomycetaceae
Exons: 6
Coding region: 1-1260 (419 amino acids)
Source: RefSeq, a predicted model, not a curated record